Elaeis guineensis (African oil palm) is the source of this 2877-nucleotide messenger RNA. RefSeq names its product serine/threonine protein phosphatase 2A regulatory subunit B''beta. Gene Ontology annotation, molecular function: protein phosphatase regulator activity; calcium ion binding. Gene Ontology annotation, biological process: protein dephosphorylation. Gene Ontology annotation, cellular component: protein phosphatase type 2A complex. The record is from RefSeq and is a predicted model, not a curated record. Lineage: Eukaryota; Viridiplantae; Streptophyta; Magnoliopsida; Arecales; Arecaceae.
GACAGUUUCGGCUGUUAUAUGAGUGCGGCGGACUGGGGAACGCCUGUUCGAUGGUCCUCUGUCUCGCCCAUCUAUCUCUUUUCCCCCACCUUUCUACGUCUCUCUCUCUCUCUCUCUCUGAGGGUUUCGAGGCUCGAAGGCCUCUAUCACAAUUCGGUUUUGGGAACGAGCUCUGUGAUCCGAAUCGCCAUCGAUCUUCGGGAGAAAUCUCAGCCAUUCUUCCCCCUCCGAUCGGUUCUGGGCUCUAGAGCGAGGGAUUUAGAGCUCGAUCCUAAUCUAUCGAGCCGCAGAUUCGCGAAGCCGAGAGAAUUCCGUUGUCUUUCGAGCUCUGGAGCUGGAAAUCUAAGGUUUCUCUGUUGCGUUCCCUUCCGAUGGUGGUGUUCCAAUGGCGGGGGAAGCUAGGGGUUUGAAUUGGACGGAGGGAUACGGAGAUCUAGGGUUCGUUUCUUGUUUAUUCCGAGACGGAGGACCGAACUCUUUGGAUUUCUUUUUCCUUUCUAGGGUUUGCUGACGUUGCCUGGAGAUUUAAUCUUUCUUUUUUAUCGUGUCCUUCCUCCUCCUGCUUCUUCUUCUUCUUGUUGUUAUUUGUUGUUCUUGUUGCAUGAGAUAUACACAAAAUGGUUGAGAUGGAUGUGGAAGUGGCGAGGGACAUAGCAACCCUUGACCUGGAUCUGCUGCAACUCCCAGAAGUCUCUCCGAUGGCACUCAAACAAAAUCCUGCCAUUGCCGAGCAUCUCUACUUCCAGUGGCUCUCGCUUCCGGAAACGCUUAAGCUGGUAAAAUCUUUGCUAGAUGAUGCAAGGGCAGGCUUACCCUUGAAUGCUCCUGGGAGCUCUGGUAGUGCAAAUGCUGCUGCAAUCAAUUCAUUGCCUUCCAUGUUCCCUGCUGGCAGUGCACCUCCUCUUUCACCUAGAAGCACGUCUGGAUCCCCUCGUAUUAUGAAACGUGGUGCAGGACCUGGACCUUCACCAUUUGGAUCUCCUCUAAAAGUGGUUAGUGAGCCAGUGAGAGAAGUCAUACCUCAGUUCUACUUCAAGAAUGGGCGGCCCCCUUCAUUUGAACUAAAAGAGCAAUGCUUGUCUAGAAUAAAUCGGCAUUUCUAUGGCCACUUGGAUGGUCUUCAAGUACAAGAAUUUAAAUCUGUCACAAAGGAAAUUUGCAAGCUUCCAUCAUUCUUUUCGAGCGUGAUUUUUAGAAAGAUUGAUGCAGACUGCAUUGGUAUUGUAACAAGGGAUGCCUUUGUUGACUAUUGGAUAAACAGCAACAUGAUAACUAUGGAUAUAGCUACCCAAAUAUUUACAAUUCUGAAGCAGCCAGAUCAUGAGUACCUCACUCAGGAGGACUUCAAACCUGUCCUUCGAGAACUUUUGGCCAGCCACUCUGGGUUAGAAUUUUUACAGAGCACACCUGAGUUUCAAGAACGGUAUGCGGAAACUGUCAUAUACAGAAUAUUUUACUACAUGAAUAGAUCUGGAAAUGGUCGGCUUACUCUCAGAGAGCUUAAACGUGGAAACUUAAUUGCUGCAAUGCAACAUGCAGAUGAGGAGGAAGAUAUUAACAAAGUCUUGAGGUACUUCUCUUAUGAGCACUUCUAUGUAAUAUACUGCAAAUUUUGGGAACUGGAUACAGAUCAUGAUUUCUUGAUUAAUAAGGAGAACCUUAUCAGAUAUGGAAACCAUGCCCUAACUUAUAGAAUUGUUGACAGAAUUUUCUCACAGGUCCCAAGAAAAUUUACCAGCAAAGUUGAAGGAAAAAUGGGGUAUGAAGACUUUGUUUAUUUUAUACUGUCAGAGGAGGACAAAUCGUCUGAGCCUAGCCUUGAAUAUUGGUUCAAAUGUAUAGAUUUAGAUGGAAAUGGAAUUCUCACACCCAAUGAGAUGCAAUUCUUUUAUGAGGAGCAGUUACAUCGCAUGGAAUGCAUGGCUCAGGAACCUGUUUUGUUUGAGGAUAUUUUAUGCCAGAUGAUUGACAUGAUUGGACCAGAGAAUGAGAGCUACUUGACGUUACGCGACUUAAAAGGCUGCAAAUUGUCAGGAAAUGUUUUUAAUAUCCUCUUCAAUCUCAACAAGUUCAUGGCAUUUGAAACUCGUGAUCCAUUUCUUAUUCGUCAGGAGCGUGAGGAUCCAACCUUGACAGAGUGGGAUCGCUUUGCACACAGGGAAUAUAUAAGGCUAUCCAUGGAAGAAGAUGGUGAAGAUGUCUCCAAUGGGAGUGGAGAUGUUUGGGAUGAGUCACUUGAGGCUCCUUUUUAAAAUCAAACUUGGGCAACUGCAAGACAGUUAUGGUCUUGUUGAUGCUUAAAACUGGUGCAGAAGCAGACACAUCAAUCGGAUGGAUUACUUUUUUCUUUGAGGAACCAAAUGGCAGUAUUCUGACCUUAUUGAUGAUGUCUUACAAAGUUCACUGCACAUUGUAGUUCUGUUUUGCACAUUCAAUGCACGAGAUUUUUGCUGCUGAGUCAAGUAAAAGUGAGAAGCAUUCUGGAGUGGUCAAUUCCUCAGUAAUGCUGCUCAAGAAGAGGGGGCAGUUGCAGUGACACUUUUCUGACCACCAUCCAAGAGCAGGUACCAUGGAUUUAUGAAAUGGUAGUCUUAUCCUAGGUUAGAAUCAAUUAUGAUGAUCAGUUGCCAUGUUUGGUUGCCAUUCUCUUUUCUUGCUCGUUUAUAAAGAUUGUAGCAGUAUAGGCCGCCUUUCAUCUUCAGCUUUCUCCUAGCAUGAAUUUCCCUGCUUGGUUGGUUUGUCUCAUCUGGUGGAUUUUGCACAUUUCUUUUUUUAAUUCAAUUUACAUGCCAAAUGAGAGAGAACAUUGGGUACCUGUAUUUUGUUAAUGUUGUUGCUUAAUGACAUUGUCUUAAAAGGUUCGAGUUCCUAUCUGCA